Brassica napus (rape) is the source of this 1248-nucleotide messenger RNA. RefSeq names its product ethylene-responsive transcription factor ERF010. Bases 428 to 994 code for a protein of 188 amino acids. Gene Ontology annotation, molecular function: DNA-binding transcription factor activity; DNA binding. Gene Ontology annotation, biological process: regulation of DNA-templated transcription. The transcript has a single exon. The record is from RefSeq and is a predicted model, not a curated record. NCBI's taxonomy places the organism in Eukaryota, Viridiplantae, Streptophyta, Magnoliopsida, Brassicales, Brassicaceae.
CCUAUCCUCUUUAAAAACUUUCUGUUCCAUUAAAAUACAAUCAAAACAGAAGAUACAGCUUUCAUCAUCGGCCCAAUAUUCAUUUAUUUUAUAAUAUUAUUAACUGAUAAUUGAGAAAGAAAGAAAAAAAUUUGUUAUAACUACAAAACGAAUCCACCACCAUGAGUCCAUGACACCAAGUUUUAUCUUUAAAAUCCAACUAACCAAAAUUCUCUUCUCUCUACUUUUUCUCUUGUCGGUGAAUUUGGAUUUGUCUACUACUCCAUCCACCAUCAUAACACCACCUGCAACCUUCCCCUCCUCUCUCUCUCUCUCUCUCCGACAUAUUUAUUCUCUGUCAUAGUCUCUCUCUCUGGCGAAACCCAGAUCGAAAAAGUCGGUCGACUCCUCUAAGAGUCUGUUUCUUUGGAGGGUUUCAAGAUCCUCCAUGGAGGGCGGCGGAGUAGCUAACGUGGCAGUCUCCGGGACGACGACGACGACGAGGAAGAGAGAGAGACCUUACAAGGGUAUAAGGAUGAGGAAGUGGGGCAAAUGGGUUGCGGAGAUUCGUGAGCCUAACAAGCGCUCUAGGUUAUGGCUCGGCUCUUACUCCACCCCCGAGGCGGCUGCUCGAGCCUACGACACGGCGGUUUUCUACCUCAGAGGACCGACGGCGAGGCUCAACUUCCCUGAGCUUCUUACCGGAGAGAAAUUUACCGAGGAGGAUAUGUCGGCCGCGACGAUCAGGAAGAAAGCAACGGAGGUGGGUGCUCAGGUAGACGCUUUGGGCUCGGCGGUGCUAGAUAACCGCCACCGUGUUUUUGGUCAGGACCAAGAGAGUUGCGAUGAUAGCAAGAAUUUUCGUCGGAAUUAUCAAAACGGUGAUGGAGAAGAACAUGAAGACGAUGAUGAAGAUGAGAAGAGGUUGAAGAGUGGCGGGUGGUUAUUGGAACGGGUUGACUUGAAUAAACUACCCGACCCGGAGAGCUCCGAUGAAGACUGGGAGAGCAAAUAAUAAUAUUAAUAUAAUUGGCGCGGUGGCGUGCGUUAGCCUACCUCUGCGAAAAUCAUUAGCGCCGUUUAUGUUUUUUUUUUGCAUUAAUUAUCUGAAAUUUUAGGGUUUCUAGCUGUUAUAUCUUUUUGCUACUUUCUUGUCUUUUAUUACGUGUUUUGUGGUUUAUGGAAUUUUAGGCUAUUGCUUAAAGAAUGCAAAAUGUAUAUUACAACUCAUUAAUACUUAUUAAUGAAAAUUCGCCUUGUUUCCUAUCA